UCAACGGCCUGCCCGAGGAGGUGCUGCUCUACCUGCUGGCGCACCUGAACGUGCGCGACAGGAUCCGCGUGCGCGCCGUGUGCCGCCGCUGGAGGGAGCUGUGCCAGCUCAGCCUUCGCUCAGUGCGUCAGAUCAACCUGAACCGGUACUUCGGCCCGAUGCACCUGCAGCGGCACCCGGUGCUGACCGACCAGCGGUUCAAGCAUGUGCUGCAGCUGCUGCCGAACCUGCAAAAGCUGGAGCUGGGGCCGGCCGGCGCACGGCUCUCCCGCAACGGCAUCCUCAGCAUCGGCAAGCUGUGUCCGCAGCUGAUUGACCUGGACAUCAGCUGCCUGCGGAUGUCGUUCCGAGCUCUGGAGAACCUGUGCCGCAACUGUCCCCGGCUGCAGCGGAUCAAUGUACCGCAGCUCAACUUCAAGGAGCAGAACCUGGAGGUGCUGCUCAAGUACCUGACGGAGCUGCGCAUCCUGGAGCUGGUGUCCACCAGUGUGACGGGAGACUGCUUCAGCCUGCUGCCGGCUUCGGUGCGCAAGGUGACACUGCGCGCGUGCCCGCGCAUCCGCGAGCACAACUUCUGCCUGGUGGGCGACCGGUGCGCACAGCUGGAGGAGCUCUGCCUCAGCCAGACGCGUGUGACGUCACACGACAUCAAACACAUCGCCGCCAGGUGUCGGAACCUGCGCCACCUGGACAUCAGCGGCUGCAACCUGGUGCAGCCGGAGGAGUUCCUCGAGCUGAUGCCCAAUGUGACGUCACUGGCUGCCGGCGCCUGCCCAAACAUCAACAAGAACACGUUUCGCGCGCUGGUCAGCUACUGCACCAAGCUGGAGCGGCUGUACUUGCGAGGCGGUGCCUCGCACAACUACCAGAACGAGGUGACGGACGAGGUGCUGCGCAGCCUGGCCAACUGCGCCCGGCUCGCCACGCUGCUGCUGCGGGAGAACUACAGCGCCCGCUCGCCCUUCACCGAGAAGGGCCUGUUCGAUCUGUCGAUGACAUGUCGGUCGCUGGCUUCGCUGGACGUCAGCUGCGUGCAGUGCAUCUCGCGUCAGCUGUACGACUCGCUGGUGUCGAAGCUGCCGGCCGGGCGCCGCCUGUCGCUUAUCGUCGGCGGCACCGACCUGGAGCAGCUGUAUCUGGCCGAGCCGGACGACGACCGGGUCAAGCUCUGCCAGGGCAGUCCGGCGCCCGACUACCCGGCCGUCAUGCACGACGACCCGUCGUCGAGCGAUGACUCUGACUCGGACGGGCCGGAGGAGGAGCGCUUCGCCGACGUGUUCAUCGACUGGCUAUGGCUCAACAACGCACUGUGGGCCGUGUAGCCGGUCGCCGGGCCGCCGCCGGCUGCACCGCAAUGGCGCGCCGCCC
Molecule: messenger RNA, 1368 nt
Organism: Pollicipes pollicipes
Lineage: Eukaryota; Metazoa; Arthropoda; Thecostraca; Pollicipedomorpha; Pollicipedidae
Product: F-box/LRR-repeat protein 20-like
Exons: 8
Coding region: 159-1322 (387 amino acids)
Biological process (GO): SCF-dependent proteasomal ubiquitin-dependent protein catabolic process
Cellular component (GO): SCF ubiquitin ligase complex
Source: RefSeq, a predicted model, not a curated record